Molecule: messenger RNA, 1296 nt
Organism: Penicillium daleae
Lineage: Eukaryota; Fungi; Ascomycota; Eurotiomycetes; Eurotiales; Aspergillaceae
Exons: 4
Coding region: 1-1296 (431 amino acids)
Molecular function (GO): O-methyltransferase activity
Source: RefSeq, a predicted model, not a curated record
AUGGGGCCCAGCAGCUCUGAUCAGAACACUUUACAACACCUCUCUACUGAUCUAUCCAACAGGGUCACUGAGCUCGUGGCUCAACUGAAAAAAGAUGGAAGCAAGCUCCCUACACACGGUGCGACCUCAACAUUCCAGCUCCCCGAGUUUAAAUCGCAGAAUCCCGAGAUCCAAAAGUCUCGAUACGCCAUACUCGACAGCUUGAUGGAACUGCAGCGCAUCAUCCUUGGCCCGUUCGAAUAUAUCAAGACAUUGCUCAACCAUUCACACCAACAGCCUUUGGACAUCGGUGCUCUCCGCGCCGUCGUCAAUCUCAACAUCCAACACGCUGUGCCGAAGGAGGAAUCUAUCUCAUUCUCGGACCUGGCCCGAGAGACCAAAAUCGACGAGGAUCUAUUAACCCGCAUCUUACGGUACAGCGUGUCAAUCGGCAUCUUCUCCGAGUCUCCAGUGGGCUAUGUGCGCCACACAGCGACCUCCAAAGCCCUUACGGAAGAGGCAUUGGCCAAUGUGGUCAAAUGGUGUGCUGAUAUCCAAGUACAGUCUGACCUUCGGCUGUACGAAGCCAUGGAUCCCUCAAGGCCUUCUUCGGCCAUCCCCAAAGUGCCGUUCAACAUUGCAUACGACACGCCUCUGGGCAUGUGGGACUACCAUGCCAAAGACAAGCACUUGGAGGCUCUGUUUAGUGCCAAUGUAGCCACUGAAUUUGGAAGUGCGGAGAUGAGCCCGGAGCACCUUACCAUGGGCUAUUCCUGGGACAAACUGGGGUCUGGCACCGUUAUCGAUGUGGGCGGUAGUUCUGGCCACGUCAGUAAGGCCAUUGCCAGAUUAUACCCCAACCUCCACUUCAUCGUCCAGGACCUCCCCGAUACAAUCGACAGGGUCAAGUCGGAUAUACCGACAGACCUAAAUGGCCGGCUCACAUUCCAAGGCCAUGAUUUUUUCACCCCACAGGAUACCGCCGCAGACGCUUAUUUCUUCCGGUACAUCCUGCACAACUGGGCCGAAGAUGAUGUGGUGCGAAUCAUUCAGAAUUUGAAGCCGAGGCUGGAGAACGGUAGUACGCUACUGGUUAAUGAAUAUGUGUCUAAUGCUGAUGCUGCCACUGCCUCGAUGGAGGAUAAGAUCUAUCGUGAGCGCGAUGUGCAAAUGUUUGCCUUAUUGAAUUCUAAGGAAAGGACUGUAGAGGAUUACCAACGGAUUGUUGCUCGGGCUGAGCCGGGUUUCAAAUUCUGUGGUAUCACAACGGCCCCUGGACAUGGGAUGGUUCUGCUAGAAUGGGUGUAUAGUGAAUGA